AUGAGCUUCACUGGUAACAAGGGCUUCGGCCAAUUCUGCGGUUCUCCAGCCUACGGAUUCCAGAAAACACAGUUUAACCGGAAUGGUGCUGGCAUCAAGCCGAAUGGACACGGGCCCACUAACAACAAGGGCGGUCGUAAGAAGGGCAACAAUCGACGUGGCAAGCAGUACCCAGCUGGUUGUAACAACGACAGCAACAAAGGCCAGCAAGGCCGUCGGACUCCGAGAAGCCAGAACCAGCAACAGGCUGGCAACUGGACUGGCAACCAGUUCCAGGUUUACGACCAGCCCCAGAACCAGAACCAGAACCCGAAUGGGUCGAGACGGACUGCCAAUUUCCCCGCUCGGGGCGGCCGCAAGAACAACCGGAGGUUCAAUCCGAUCCCUGUCAACAACAAGGGCUUUCCCACUGGUCCCAGUGGCAGACAUGCCAAGGCCAGUCCCUGGGAUGGGGACAUUAUCAUGCAUGACGCACCGCGCAUCAAGAAACCAGGAUGUCGCUCUAUUCAGGACGUUGCCAUGGUUGAUGCUUCCACGGUCGUCAUGCAGCAGCCAGUCUGGGAGGAAGAUCGAGACGUGGCAAUGCAGGAUGCACCACCACUCCCUGAGGAACAGCCAGUCUACCAGUACCAGUUUGACCUGGGAAGACACUUCCUCCUUGCCUUUGAGCAACUUGCUCUGGAAAAACAACAAGAAAGGGGGCUUCUCGCCCAAGGGCUCUUGGAAAUGCAGAGUCUUGCUGCAUCCAUGCUUCAUCUCGCCCCCCCAAUGCAACCACAAAGUUGA
Aspergillus chevalieri is the source of this 786-nucleotide messenger RNA. RefSeq lists its product as uncharacterized. The record is from RefSeq and is a predicted model, not a curated record. The transcript is spliced from 3 exons. NCBI's taxonomy places the organism in Eukaryota, Fungi, Ascomycota, Eurotiomycetes, Eurotiales, Aspergillaceae. Bases 1 to 786 code for a protein of 261 amino acids.